Molecule: messenger RNA, 1330 nt
Organism: Oncorhynchus tshawytscha (Chinook salmon)
Lineage: Eukaryota; Metazoa; Chordata; Actinopteri; Salmoniformes; Salmonidae
Product: OX-2 membrane glycoprotein-like
Molecular function (GO): cell-cell adhesion mediator activity
Source: RefSeq, a predicted model, not a curated record
GUGCUGCCCAACCCAGAGAUCACCCACGUGACCUCCAGCGGGGUCAUCGAGGCCAACUGCACGGCCGCAGCCCGUCCUGCAGCCCAGAUGGUAUGGAAUGUGGAGGGGGACAACCGGACGCUGGGGCCGUCCGUGUCCUCGUCCUACGACCAGGGGGACGGCACCACCCUGGUCACCAGCACCCUCCUCCUCCAGGAGGCCCUGCCCCACGACCAAUCCGUCAAAUGCAUGGUGCACCACCGAGGCCUGGACUCGCCCAUGUCCGUCAACCUCAAUGUUGGUCCGGCCCUCACUACUAUCAUCUCAGUAUCCUGUGUGGCAGCCCUGCUCCUGUGCUGUCUGUGUGUGUGCCUCUGCAAGUGCUUCCUGUGUCGAGACGAUUGAGAUUUGACCUGGAAUGGUGGAAGAAGGACUGUUUUGAUGAGAAGCCAGAGUUCUGGUCAUCCAGCUAGACCUAUCAGCUCCUCAGCACCAUACGCCCCAUGUCUGUUAGAAGGAACAACUCACUACAGUACUACACAUCACCAACAGCUGUUUCUCCAGGCCCCACUGGGUGAACUGGACAUAAACCUUCAUCCCACCAGUGACAACAACAUCAACAACACUAAAGCCAUGUUUCUAUUAACAGUAGAUAUAAAGACACUUAUCAACAUGUGGCUUUGAAGUUUAGUUUGUCUGGUCCCAGAUCAGUUUGUAAUGACUUGCCAACUCCUAUAGUCAUUGUUACACCAAUGGCUCAACAGAUCUGGGACCAGGCUAUAACCGGUCCACUCGAUGAAGAAAAAAGUAUAGGACAAAGGCCCUUAAUACAAAGUGCUUUAAAAGUAGGUUUUAAAAGAUACGUUCUAAUUACACACUGUAAUGUUUAACAGUUACUGUGUGUUUAAGGACCAGGCUGCUUUUUUGUGUAGGAGUUCUUCUGUUAUUUGUUUGUGUGAUUUUGCUGCUGUUAUAAGGGGGGGGGGUGUUACACAUAUCUUUAUUUUAUGACUCAAAAACACAAACACACAAGUUGACUUCAUGGGAGUUCCAGUAUUAAAAUGCAAUUUGCCAUGUAUUAGUUAGCUAUAUGACAUUUAGAAUACAAACAAUAUCAUAUAUAUUUCUCAUGCUCAAUAUUUAACUAUUUACAACAGGGAAUGACAAAAUGUCUGUCUCGCGUGUGCCUUUCCUGUUGAAGCGUAUUCCUACCAUCUGCCCAUUUGAACUGAAGGUGUAAUUACAGCAGGAAAAUGGCCUCCAACUUUUCAGCCUGUUUAAACCUCACAACAGAUGUAUGUAUACAAAUAAACUACUACUGUUUAUUAGCAAUAAACUCUUCAGCAUCUUC